Serendipita indica DSM 11827 is the source of this 2286-nucleotide messenger RNA. Lineage: Eukaryota; Fungi; Basidiomycota; Agaricomycetes; Sebacinales; Serendipitaceae. The record is from the annotation of a GenBank genome assembly.
AUGAAUCCUGUCGACCUAACGCUUCACGACGAAGAUGAAAAGGAAAUAUAUUCGCCCCAUCUCGAGAGAGACACACCAGACUAUGCAAAACUGGAGUAUGAAAUGGAGUCUGACCGCGAAGACGUGGGCUUUGUUCCCGACCAAACAACAGAUACACGCUCCAGGUUUCCAAACCCACGGAGACCAAGUCCACCACGAGCACCAAGAAGCAUGCGUAAUUUACCUCCCCCUCCACCCUUCGACUCCUACGACUCUCGCUUCGGUGGCCCUAGGAGUAGGAUGCGACCACAUACGCUACCAGAAAAACCGGGCUUUGCAUCUAAUUUCCCUCCGCUAUCGUCGGCAAGUAUAUGGCCGACUCCUAUUCGGGAACGUGAUUCCAGCCGAUGGUCAGUACGAAGACCGGAAGAUAAAGCUCCAGGACGGCGAUACAAUGAACAUGCAAGAGCGCGUGACCGGCGAGAAAGUCGUCCUGUUGAGUGUUCCAACCGACAAACCCGUCGGACGUCCCCUCAACGUCGAAGAGUAGUAGAUGGACUACGCGAACGUGGUAGAAUCGCCGAUCUACCGUCACAGCCCUCGGGGAACCGCCGUCACUUUUCGCAUGUACAAAGUUCUCGCGUCGAACCAUUGGCACUGGUCAGUCCCGCAUUGGAUGUUGUGCGUGACGAUCUCGUUCGAGCUUCUGAGCAACAAGUGCCAGAAAAUCUUCAGGAUAUUGAUAUCAAUGACGUCCACGAACUCAUUGACACGUCGUGGACGACACCUCAGGUAGCCACACCAGAAGAGUCUCCUGCACCAGGCUUCUCUCAUUUAGGCGGUGAUUUUACUCGAAGGACUCCGCUUCUACGUGCCGAAACAAAUGUAUCUCCCUUGUUUGCAGCCACCCCAAGUCGCGCCCCGGAGGGAGAGUCGUCAGGCAGCGACGAAGAUACAGCGGACGAAAUGGAGAUGCGAAUUCCCCAACCUAGGCGAAGCGAAAACAGCAUGGAUGUGCUCACCGAGGCAGGCAGACUACUCACCUCGAUCAACGCAGAGGUUGCGCGGGGUGUGCUAUGGCCAGAGGAGUUCACUCCGGGGGUAACAUCCACCUCAUCGACUAGACCAGCGCGAAGAAUAUUGGCUCCGGGUUCCCGACCACAACCUCGAGCUCAAGUCGAAAUACCGCCGUCUCGGAGUCGACCGGCCCUCGACGCAUCUUCAAGACAGCAGAGCUCCAAAGCUGCCAAUAAGGGGAGUAAUAUUAGAUUCGAUGUAGCCAAAACUGUGGUGUUACCUCGGCCUGAAUAUGCUCGUGCGCGUCGUAUCCUGCGCAGCGAACGGGACAUCAUGGACGCGCGCGAUCCGUUGGUCUGGGUAUCGAUGCCUGGAGACGUCCAGUUUAUCGAUUCGAGUUCAAGAUCUCGAAUUGAAUCCUGGUCGUUGCCUGCACCUCAGCGCCUUCGUUCAUCCGAGGAGAGGAACUAUGUUGUCUCAGAUGCAUGCGUCCUGGGAGACUCGCGAGUUAUAAUUGUGCACGAGAGUGGACCAAACCCGGUUGCUAUUCUUACAUUGCCUGAGCAGCCAGAGGAUAUACCAAAGAGAUAUAAUAUAUCCAACAUUCUCGUGCCCACUGAUGGACUACAGCGGCGAGGUGGUAUUACUAGCGUAUGUGCUGUCAAUCAAUCACUCUUUGUCACUGGUGGAGUAGAUAAACGGGUGCUACUGUGGAAGGUCAGCAAACCUAGGACGCAGAAUGCACCAACUUCCACCCUCAAGCCGCUCAAUAUCACACACUCUACGGCUGUGCGCGCUUUGGCAUACGAAUCUCAGAAGAAAUGGCUCAUAUCUGCCGCUGGAUCUAAAAUUGCCAUCACCGACUUGAAAUCAGAGGGGGAGAUUGUACCAGCAAAGCGACAAAAGUGGGCAUCCAGCGAGGUCUUUAAUAUCCAUAUAAGCGAACAGAAUCGAGAUCUUAUCCUUCUAGAGACGGGUGAUUUGGACAAGCAGGUCCGAAUUUAUGACACGAGGAGCUUGCAAAAUGCAGAUAAUUCCCCUUUGGCUCUGAUUGGGACCACUGAAACUACGUCAAUCUCUCAGUUCUUACGCGGAGAUUGGAGCAACUCGCUGAUCGUGCGCCCUUCAGGCGGCAACAAGGUCAGGGUAUGGGACGUACGAUUCCCUAGUGAACCUUUAUGCGUGCACUCAGUUCCACACCCUGUCACACAUACAAUAUUCACUAAUGGAGGCAAGACGAUCGCAUCGACUGGCGGACACAUGGUCAGUUUCUUAGAUGCCCAAGCCUAA